Myripristis murdjan (pinecone soldierfish) is the source of this 1893-nucleotide messenger RNA. It is a transcript of the gene tmem205, whose product is annotated as transmembrane protein 205. The record is from RefSeq and is a predicted model, not a curated record. The transcript is spliced from 4 exons. NCBI's taxonomy places the organism in Eukaryota, Metazoa, Chordata, Actinopteri, Holocentriformes, Holocentridae. The coding region runs from base 143 to 709 and encodes 188 amino acids.
AUGUAAACACCACGAGAGCGUGACAUAGGAAGUAGCUCGACUGGCUGGACCUUGGAUCAUAGAGAUAGCAACGCUGUUCAUUUUUUUAUUUUGGCAUUUGAAAUUGUUUAAAAGAGAGGAGCGAGGUUUACAGAGUGGCAUCAUGGUGACGGAGGGGGAGCCCACAGACCUUGUCAAAGUGUUGCAUCUGCUGGUGCUGUCUUUCUCCUGGGGAAUGCAGGUGUGGGUCUCCUUCAUAGCAGGUUUUGCAUUGGUGUGGCAGGUGACUUUGCACACGUUUGGUCUGGUGCAGAGCAAGCUCUUCCCUGUGUACUUCUACUGUCUGCUGGGGAGUAACUUUGUCAGCCUGGCAGUGUAUGCAGUGUACCACCCCAGAGAGCUGCUGGACUGGCAUGAAAGUGUGCAGAUGGUUCUGUACUUUGUGGCACUGAUCAUGGCAGGUCUGAACGCCCAGUGGUUUGGCCCGAUGGUCACGGAGGUGAUGUUCCAGAUGAGGGAGGUGGAAACGGAGCAUGGCCUCGGGAACCAGAUCGGUCUGGGCAGCCAGAAGGAGGCUUAUGCCAAGCUCAAAGAGCAGGACCCCAAGUACAGAGCCUACAAGAGCACAUUUGGCCGGUACCAUGGAAUAUCCAACCUCUGCAACCUGAUAGGAUUCAUCUGCACCACCACCAACUUAAUCUACACAGCUCUAAAUCUAUCCACUAUUUAGAGAGAAUUAUACACAGGUUUCAGUUUUUGAAAAAUAUCUCACUGUCCGUCUCUGUUAUGUGAGGGCCGCAUAGCAAUCAUUUCAUGUCUUGCACCAGGAACACCCCAGCUCAUGUGAAAUAUCUUUUCCAAAAUGUCAGCCCUGAUUGGCUAGCAGACAUGAUUUGUGACUCAGAGGGAAAAGGCCAUUUUCCUAGUGUACAUUGGGCCGACACAGCCUUGCAUACUCAACAAAACUCCUCUGCUUUGCUUAUAACUUUCCUCUCUUCGCCAAACGACCUUUCUGGGCCCCAUCUAAACAAGACCAUAAGUAAAAUUAUGUAAUCACAUUCUGCUCUACUGCUCUAGAAAUCUGCUUUUCUUUCCCAUACCCAUUGCUUGACUUUGAUGUGAUGUGAAAGGGUUAAGAGGGUCAUAUUGCCAAACAUUAUCUAAGUGUCCUUAUGAGAGAGGGUGCUCUUGGUUUCAUGGAGCAUCCAUAAAACUUGUACCCGGCUGUGAAUUUAGUACAUUUCAUCCCUUCAUGUUAAUGUGUAAUUUAUGCUUUGCCAUCAAACUAUCUUGGUAAAUAGUUUUUUUUUAUUUAUAUGUAUAUAAAUACAUCUCUACACGUUUUUUGCCUUUGAUUUUAUCACAUGAUACCAGUUCCUUCUGUAAUUUCUUAAGUAUUGUAUUUCUUCUCAUUCUAAUAAGAAGUCAUUUUCACUGGUCCAUUAAUCCUUCCUUUGAGCAGAUAGGACACAGUUGAAUGUACUUGAAAUAACACUAUGUACUCUGCAUUGUUUAAACAGGCUGUCAUUUCAUAGUGGGGCCACAGUUUUCUAAAGCAUACCACUGUUUGCAUUGAUAUUUUUAUACAAUUUUUGACAGAUUUGAUCCUGUAGACAAUGAGAAUAUUAUAUUACCAAACCCUGGCUCCUGUGUCUGCGUUGUGUUACUUGUGUUCCCACCAGGGGGUGAUGUUUGAGCAGAGCUGCAAUCUGGUCCAUUCUGUAGAUAUCAACGAUCACAGCCUUCAUCUGUGUAAUGUCAUAUGCCCAGAUGUUAUUGUGAUGGCUGUAAAGCUCAGAAUUGAUUGGCAGUAUUUUUUUUUUUUAAUUAACACUGCAGUAUAUUAAACAACAGCUAUUAAUGUUCAUACACGUUUUUUUUCUAAAUCUGAAAUUAAAUCUGUCUUUCUCUUUU